Messenger RNA from Caenorhabditis angaria, 357 nucleotides. NCBI's taxonomy places the organism in Eukaryota, Metazoa, Nematoda, Chromadorea, Rhabditida, Rhabditidae. The record is from the annotation of a GenBank genome assembly.
AUGUUUUGCCCCAUUGAAAAUAGUCUUGCAAAUCCAAAUGUCUAUAUUUCAACAUCCCAUUCAAUUUCAAUGUUAACAAUUCCUUUCAAUUUCCUAACAUUGGCUGUUAUAUUUUUCAAAAAUUCGAGAAAUUUGAGAGCAUUAAAAUUAGCUUUGUUGUAUAAUCAAUUUUGGAGUCUUUUCGGUGAUUUAUUGAUUGGCACCUUGAUAAUCCCGUAUAUUUUUGUUCCAUGGCCAGCUGGUUUUCCAUGUGGAUUAUUAACUGAAGUUUUUGGAAUUAAUCCGUUUGUACAGGGUUAUGUUUUAGUUGUUGUGAUCUGUGGUAAGAUAUUGCACAUGAUGAAUAUUUUGAUAUAA